This is a messenger RNA of Orussus abietinus, 1354 nucleotides long. Its product is annotated as STAGA complex 65 subunit gamma-like. The transcript has 7 exons. Gene Ontology annotation, molecular function: transcription coactivator activity; protein heterodimerization activity. The coding region runs from base 164 to 1165 and encodes 333 amino acids. NCBI's taxonomy places the organism in Eukaryota, Metazoa, Arthropoda, Insecta, Hymenoptera, Orussidae. The record is from RefSeq and is a predicted model, not a curated record. Gene Ontology annotation, cellular component: SAGA complex.
AACUUAAAGUCUUCUGGUAAUUCAGAACAGUUUGCGACAUAACCUAUGUUUAGUUGAACCGAAGAUAUUAUGUUAAUAUAUUUAGUUUUGAAUGGAUAAAAAUAAAAUAAUUUUUUUGUUGGUUAAGUGUUCGACAUAACCUUAGGGAGUAAUUAGGUGCACGAUGAAAACGAACAAAAGCAGCGGCUCUCAUUGGGGUGAAUUACCUGCGAGAGAGACUCAUAAACAAGAAGUAAUUACACCAGAUAUAAUCGAAAAUGUCUGGAGACAAGUCAUGGAAGAGUCAAAUGGAACUGACUGCGAUUAUCAAGUCGAUGGACAGCCCGAUUACAUUCAGCUUCCAAUGGGAAAUCUUCAUGUGUUGAACACGAUUAAUCUUCACCAACAGUUGCGAACGAUGGAAGAUGAUUCUUUAUUUGGAGGUGUAAGUUCCAUCGAGUUGCCAACUUGUUUGGACCAGAUGGAUACGAGGAAUCCAUUUCACAUUUUUUCCUCGCAGUCGGAUAGAACGGAAUUUAAAGGAUCGAUGGUUAUACAGCAAUUACAUCCUACCACUGCCCAUAAAUUUUUGAGGCAUGCCGUUAUUACUCUGUUAGCACAUAUUGGAUUUGAAUCAGCAUCCGAUAUAGCCAUAGAAACCUUAACCGAUGUUGCUAAUCAUUUUCUGAGGAGAAUGACUCUACUGUUGAAACUGGCAUCGGAACGAGAAGACCACGGAUUUCCUGAUCCCAUGGAGAGGGUUUUGGUGGAGUCUGGAAUCGGGGGGGCUGUUGCGUUGUACGACUAUUACCAAGAGUACGUUUUAAAAUUCGAGCAGAACAUGAAAACUAGAGUCGAAAAACUGGCAGAAGAGCAGAGGUUAAUGGAGCUCAAUGCCACGAACUGCAAAAUGGAGUUAGACGAGGCUGCUAGUAAGUUACAAUUCGAGGAGCUAGACGAAUUUGGAAACGUGUACAGAGAGGUACCAACUUUGCAACUUCCCGAUCCUGAAAUGGGAUUCCCUCCGAGCCUCGACGCAGGAUUUCAAAUGUUGCACAGCCUCGAACAAGAUGAAUUAAACAGUCUAGAAGUUGAGGAGGAAGAGGUUAACGUCAGUAAUUCCCCCAACGCAGGACAACAAAGGAAUCCACCCGAAGUGGCUGAGAAGAGAAAAAAGUUAAGUUAACUUAGGUAACGUAGACUAUUUUCUUACUUACUAGGUAAGGUUUCGUGGAGUGCUCGAGCAACUUCUCCGGAGAGAUUUUUUAUUGUACAAGCUUUACAGCAAUGUCAAUUUUACAUUGGCGACUUCGCGAUGUAUACCGACGGGGGAACAAUAUGUACAAGUUAUAUAAAAUAAUGGAAAUCCUAGUGA